Messenger RNA from Symbiodinium sp. CCMP2592, 1749 nucleotides. Lineage: Eukaryota; Dinophyceae; Suessiales; Symbiodiniaceae. The record is from the annotation of a GenBank genome assembly.
AUGUUUGUUCAGCUUCUUCCAGGAGGCAACAGACACCUCUCAAAGAUGUAUGAUGCCGCCACGCAGCUGUUGCAGCAUCUCCCACUGUUUUCCCAGCUGCCCCUUGCAGCUAUGCAAGCUCUAGACGCCGCCUUCCUUUCACCUGCGGCUCCGGUGCAACGAAGCGUUGCGACUUCGCGGAGCUUGGAGAGGUCCGCCAGCAGCCGAGUGGCGAGCAAGCCGGUUGGCAAUGCGCUAGCACCAGCAGCUUUGGCUGUCGGAACUCUUCUCGGCGCCACCGCCGCGUACCGUGGGGCGCAGCGCUCCAAGGCAUCGAAGGCUCGCCGACGGCAAGGGCCGCCAGCCACGACUCUCAACCCCGAGGAGGAUGUGAAAACUGAUUCUUGGGGCGAGAAAUUCGUCUGGCAGAAGGCAUGGUACCCGAUGGCUGUCAUCGAAGAUUUGGACGGGACACGUCCGACCAAGCUGCAGCUUCUGGGCGAGGAUCUUGUCGCUUGGGUCGACGGCGAUGGAGAGUGGCGAGUCUUCGAGGAUCGUUGCCCACACCGAGCUGUGCCGCUGAGUGAGGGCCGCAUCGAGAAAGACGGCACUUUGAUGUGCUCUUACCACGGGUGGCGGUUCAACGGCGAGGGCAAGGUCACUGCCAUCCCGCAGGCAACGGAGGAGAAGUUCCCGGAGUUGCAACAGAAUGCCCGCGCCUGUGCUGCGGCGAGACCGGCGCAGGUGCGUUGCGGAGUCUUGUGGGUUUGGGGGGAAAGUGGUGAAAACGCUGCCUUGGAGGCAGCUCUCCAGGAGCCCAACAUCCCUCCGGAGGCCGAGGAUCCUGCCUACGAGGGACGAGCAAAGUUCUCCGUCUGGUCCCACCGCGACGUCCCGUAUGGCUGGGAGGUGGCCUUUGAAAAUGUUACAGACCCUGCUCAUGUGGCGGUGGCGCACCACAACAUUGUCUCCAACAGGUAUGAAGAUCCUUGCCCGUUGAAGAUCGACUGGGUACGCAAGCCCAGCAACAAGGAAGGCUUCAAGUACACCAUCGAACAAGUUGGAAAGAAUAUUGUGAGUACCAUGGACUUCAAGCCCCCAAGCCAGAUGCACAUCAGGACGUCCUACGACGACAAAAGCGGUGCCUCCUUGACGUUGAUCAUCAAUUUCGUUCCGACCAAGCCUGGAUGGUCCAGACUGGUCGGCACCACUCAAAUAAUUCUUGGCGAGAAUGGCGAGAAGCCCGACGGAUUUGCUAUAUACAGCGCUCCGCUUCCCCGAUGGGUCAGCCACUUGCUGGGACCACUCUUCCUGCAUCAGGACCAGGUCUUCCUGCAUUAUCAGCAGAUCAUCCUGGAGAAAGAGAGACGAAAGCACGGCAAUGACUGGAUGCAGGCCUACUGGAUGCCAACGGAGGCCGACAAGGGCACCAUUGCCUUGCGGCGAUGGCUUGAUAAGAAUGGUGGCAUCGCCUGGAGCCCAGGUGUCGACACGGACAUGGCAGCCAUGCCUGACAAGCACUUGCUUUUCGACACAUACAAGACGCAUACCUCCCAGUGCACGAGCUGCCAGAAAGCCUUGAGGUGGACUAACAGGCUGAACAAGGUGUUCAAGUACUCGGCCUUGGCGUGUGUUUCGGCAGGCAUUGUGGGCACCGUCUCCUGGCCCUUGGUCGCCUCCGGGGCGGCUUUGGGUGGUGCGACGUUGGCCACCGAGAAGGUUCGCAAGAUGUUCUACGAGGUGCCGUUCCACCAUCAAGACAAUGACUAA